AACGCGCGGCCGUGAGCAACUUCGGCCAUUGGCACAAUAACAGUGAUCGUCUUCGUAGGAAGGAAUUAUUUUAUUCCACAUUUCUUUUCUAUCGUCCUUUAAUUUAGUCACCCGAAACAAUGGCAGACACAAAAGUUGAAUCCGGCUCGGACAUCUCGGCCAAGGACUUGAAGGAGAAGAAGCUUGUGGAGGAGAAGGAGAAUGGCAAAGAUGCUGCCACCAAUGGAAAAGAGAAUGAGGAGAACGGCGAACCGGACAUAGAUGACGAGGAAGACGAGGAGGUGGACGAAGAGGACGAGGAAGAUGACGCAGAAGGCGACGAGGAAGACGAGGAGGAUGACGACGACGAGCUGGAGGGCGGCACAAAGCGGGCGGCCGAUGACGACGAAGACGACGACGAGGACGACGUCGAGACCAAGAAGCAGAAAACCGACGAUGACGAUUGAGGAGUUUCCUUCUGUCGUGUCCUGCGGACCACUUCCUGGUCCUUCACCUCAGGGGGAGGGGCUGGAGGACAAAGAAUAAAAUAAGCAACAUGGUCAUUUAGCAAGUAGAGUUCAACAGCAUCAACAAAUCAACCCAAACUAAAUUCUCUCGAGGAACCCGACACCGCCCUGAUGCAGAAUUCCGGCUUCAACGAUAGCGACUCCAGAGGAGAAUUAGUUUGUAUUUUUAUUUACAUUUUAUAUUUUUGUACAUAUUGUUCAGAGGAGGGUUUCUCUCUGAGACCAAAUCGGUGCUUCUUCAACAGAAUCUUUGACCAUGUUACACCCAAAAAACACAUAAAAUCAAUUCCGCCGUUGAACUCUUGACAUUCCAGUAAAUUUAAUGUAUGUACUUUAGCUGUACCAUAACUACUUUGUUUGUAUGGGAGGGAAGGCCAAACGAGUCCUUUUUUGUCAACAAUUUGUUUUUGUUUUCUGACCGCCUGUUUUGAUGUAUGUGCGAAGUUUGUUGUUUGACAAUAAACCUGACUUUUAUUUUGUGAGUUUUA
Messenger RNA from Nerophis lumbriciformis (worm pipefish), 994 nucleotides. RefSeq names its product prothymosin alpha b (gene ptmab). The record is from RefSeq and is a predicted model, not a curated record. Gene Ontology annotation, molecular function: histone binding. Gene Ontology annotation, biological process: positive regulation of transcription by RNA polymerase II; negative regulation of apoptotic process. Gene Ontology annotation, cellular component: nucleus. NCBI's taxonomy places the organism in Eukaryota, Metazoa, Chordata, Actinopteri, Syngnathiformes, Syngnathidae.